Messenger RNA from Gambusia affinis (western mosquitofish), 3852 nucleotides. It is a transcript of the gene htra3a, whose product is annotated as HtrA serine peptidase 3a. Lineage: Eukaryota; Metazoa; Chordata; Actinopteri; Cyprinodontiformes; Poeciliidae. Gene Ontology annotation, molecular function: serine-type endopeptidase activity; protein binding. The transcript has 10 exons. Gene Ontology annotation, cellular component: extracellular region. Gene Ontology annotation, biological process: proteolysis. The coding region runs from base 262 to 1737 and encodes 491 amino acids. The record is from RefSeq and is a predicted model, not a curated record.
GAGCCGCACAGGACUGUUUUUUUUUCUGAAAACCUAAGCCGCAGAAGUGAAAAUAUAGACUAUGCUGACACGCAUGGCUGACCGUGAGUUUUUAGGAGCUUCAUAUAGACGUAGACAUGACUCUUAGCAGUCAAACCACAACUUCUUGGGCUACCUUAGCUACUUAAAGGGAACCUGAUGCUGAUUUUUGCUCCUAAAAUAAAUUACUCUGACUUUAUGUGGACGAAAGUUUUUCCGUAGGAACUUCAUGUGCCUGUUAAAAUGCCUUUCCUCCCAGCCUUAGCCGUGUUUUUCUUCUUUACAUACGGCCUGUCUGAAGCUGCGCGCCCGGAAAAAUGCGGCUCCCGGUGCGACGUGAGCUCCUGUCCGAGCCCCAGCUGUCCCGGCGGAUACGUCCCGGACAAGUGCGGCUGCUGCCUGGUGUGUUCGCCGCGGGAGGGGGACCCUUGCGGCCGCAAGAACGACCUGCCGUGCGGGGACGGCCUAGAGUGCAAGACGCUCUCUGCUUCCGAUGCGGGGAAGCGGCGGGGCUCGUCCAGAGGGGUUUGCCGGUGUAAGCAGGACCUCGAAGUGUGCGGCAGCGACGGGAAGACGUACGGAAACGUUUGCAAGCUGAAAGCUGUCAGUAGGAGAGCCGUGCAGAAAGGGAGAGCAGCAGUGAGUCAAGCGCACAAAGGACCGUGUUCGACUCCGGACCUAGGUCGUUCUCUCACCCGUCCCAGCAGCCCUCGAUCCAAGUUCAACUUCAUCGCCGAUGUCGUGGAGAAAAUAGCUCCUGCUGUCGUCCACAUCGAACUGUUUGUCAGACAUCCUCUGUUUGGUCGCCACGUGCGUCUGUCCAGCGGGUCCGGUUUCAUUGUGACUCACUCGGGUGUGAUUGUGACCAACGCUCAUGUGGUGACCACCACCGGCACGGUGACCGGGAGGCCGCAGCUGCGGGUCCAGCUCCACGAUGGAGACGCGUACGAGGCUGCGGUCAGGGAUGUAGACAGGAAGGCGGACAUAGCGACCAUCAAGAUCAAUCCACAGAAGAAGCUUCAUGUGCUGUCUUUGGGCAGUUCGGCUGAUCUGAGACCAGGGGAGUUUGUGGUUGCCAUCGGCAGCCCCUUCGCCCUGCAGAACACGGUGACAACAGGCAUCGUCAGCACGGCUCAGAGAGACGGCAAAGAGCUGGGCAUCAAGGACUCAGACAUGGACUACAUCCAGACUGACGCCAUUAUCAACUAUGGCAACUCUGGAGGACCUCUUGUGAACUUGGAUGGCGAGGUCAUAGGCAUUAAUACUCUGAAAGUGACUGCAGGGAUCUCCUUCGCCAUCCCCUCAGACAGGAUCAGUCGCUUCCUCACAGAGUCACAGACCAAAUAUAGCAAAGAGAAGAUCCGACUGCAGAGACGACGAAUGGAGGAGCCUCAAUCUGACACAGAAACAAAGAAGUACUUCUUAGGCAUCAGGAUGAUAACGAUCACCAAAGUUUUAAUGGCGGAGCUGAAACUUCAAGAUCCGGACUUCCCUGAAGUCAGCAGUGGCGUUUUAGUGCAGCAGGUCGUCGCUAAAGGUCCUGCUGAGAGUGGAGGCAUUCGGGCAGGUGACGUUAUAGUGAAGCUGGACGGCCACCCGGUGCUCACCACUGACGACAUCCACCAGGCUCUGCAGAGCGACCUGCCUCUCCUGCUUGAGAUUCGCAGAGGAAACAACGACUUACUGUUCAGCGUGCGCCCUCAGCUGCUGGGGCAUUGAAAAAUGGGACGGGACUUUAUUUUUCAGUUAGAGCAGUCCUGUGAGAAGAGCGAAGAUUUCAAUCGAUGUGCAGUAUUUUCAGGAAAUGCUGCAAGCGAGCCACUUUUCCAGAUGCAUUGAUGCCUACUGUGUUUGAUUUUUACUUUCAAAAUGUUUGCUUUGAUUUAUAUGCAGUGUCGUGUAAAAGUGUUCAUACUCUUUGGACUUUCUCAUAUUUUGUCAUGUUACAGCAACAGAUUUUAAUUUAUUGUUGUUCAGUCUCACAUCUUUUGCAACCAUAACCCAAUUUUAUACCAACAUCGCCUUUAUUUAAGAUAUUUUCUCACCAGGUUUCCUGUCCCUGCUCAAGAAUAGUCGUCCCAAAGCAUAAUCUUGCCACCAUCUUGCUUCAGGAUGGUAAUGUCUCACUCAGUGCAACUUUACUUUUCUUCUGCGCACAGUAUUAUUUUCUUGUUAACCAAAAAGUUUCAGGCUUGUAACAAACUGCAGUCGGGACUUUUAUGGCUUUCUUUCAACAAUGCUAUAUAUGUGUGUGUGUGUGUGUAGGUGUGUGCGUGCGUGUGCGUGUGUGUGUGUGUGUGUGUGUGUGCCGGACACCAGCUGCAUACUCGGUUCCACUGUUUAUGUCUUCUCAGUCCUCCUUCUUCCUCCCUGGUUUGGAAAGGCACGCUGUUAAUUUAAACAAAUCUUAGCCACCAUAUUGUAAAAACAGUACUUAUACACAUAAAAGGAAAAGUCCUGGCAAAGUCAUUUUUAUUAUGUCAUGUGGAGGAAAUGAUCUGGCAGUACAUCUUAAGUCCUUAAACCCACAGAAGCUGAAAUUGUAUCAGGGUUGUUUCCUUUGGAAUAUUAAAGAAAUCAAACUUAUUCAUCUUGAUAUACCCAGUAAAAUCUGGUUUAAAAUACAACCGAAUACAUGUUCAUAGAUGGUAACGGAUUUUCUCCACAUUAAGCUGAAUGAGAUUGCGAUCUUACUCAAAGUGUACUGGCACAUGUGCAGUUCAUUGAAGGAAAGAUAAUCUUUCUGGCCCAUUUGAACAAAACUGGGUCACAUUAGUGGUGGCUGUAGCUAUGCCAGCAAAAGGAGAAAGAAAAAGAAAAGGUAACUUGUUGCUACUCCGUACAUACAGUCCUUGGACACCAUAUGUGUGGGUGAGUUUGUGUCGAGGGGGAAAAAAAGAGCUAUCCUACAUUCUUGGGUUAGGGAGUGGACGCAGCUCUUUAUCCAUAUAAAGACAAAACUGUCCAUUCAAGCCGUGUCCCUGAGCUCACAUUAUAUAUAUAACACACUCACUUAACUGCAGCGAAGUACCAGUGUCCAUGAUAAAAAAAAAAUUUAAAAAAAAUUACAGGUAUGUGUUCUGUUUAUACCGUGGAUGAAGCCAGACUUUGCCAAAAGAUAAACAUUUAACGUAGUGCCAUCUACAGGCCACGUGCGAAACAAAUGUGUUUUUUAGCUGCUUGUUUUUUCAAAUUGGCCACUAGAUGGCGCGUUGGGAAUAAAGAUGAGCUCCUGACGUGGCAAUUUUUCCAUUCAGACUCUGGGCACAAAAUGCUCAGAUUCAAUAGAAGCAACAAUUGAUCAGAUGUUGGACUGGACAGCAUCAGCAGUUGAAGUAAAAUAUAGUCCGUGAGAGGGUCUAAAUGCUCUGAUUAAUAGAAAAGAAACUUAAAUAGUGAGGGAACAAUAUUUAUGCCCCUCACAGAUUUAGGUUUAUGGUCAUCUUUUUAUUUUGACAAGUUUAUUCUAACGAGAAGCAGUAUUAAUGUUGCUAGUUCACUCUAACAAACCUCUGAAGCCUUCGCAUAACAGCUGCAUUAGUACUCAGAUUAAAUUACACCCGGGCGGAUGCCUUGUCAUGAAUAUAUGACUUCUGGCUGCACUUUUGAUGGUUGUUUUGUUUAUUUUUUUAGGAAGAUUUUAACCACCAUUCAUUCAUUCAUUUCUUUCUACUUAUUAAUUUACAUGACAACUCUUAGUCAUGGACUUCAUAAAUCUGGGUUUAUGGAGGAGAGGCGACAAGAGAGUACGCAUUCAUAAAGUUUACUAGUUCAGUUUUAGUUAACAGGGACGAUGUGCAAAAAAACAUUAAUAAAAGAUGCUUUACACCAGAU